CAGAAAAUAUAUUUUCAAAACACGGAAGUAAACAAUAUUUGGCAUAAAGUUGUAAUUAUUAUUUAAAAAUGUUGCACGAGCCAGAUUUUGACGACUUGGACAGUAAUGAUUUUACAGAUAAAGAACUUUCUGAUGAGGACACAGAAGAUGCAAGUGAGACUGAUGUGGCUAAGCAAGAAACUCAGUAUACAGAAAUCAAGGAACAAAUGUACCAGGACAAGCUGGCGUUCCUGAAGAAACAGUUAAAGCAGCUUGAGGAGGGGACACUGCCCGAGUUCCUCAAGCGCAACAAGAAGAUUGACCAGCAGUACAGAGAAAGGCUCAAGUACAUGGAGGUCUUCAAGGAAUAUGAGUUGGAGAUUAUAGAAAGAGAAUUCAAAAAAGAGAAGAAAUUGUCAACUAAGGAUUUAGAGGAGAAGAAAGUUGACUUGAAGGAGAGCCUGAUUGCCGACCUUGAGGAGAAGAGAAGGAGUAUCGAGUUGGAGCGCAGCCAGCUCGAGCUCACUGGCGGGCAUUGUAAUUUCCUCCUGUCUACAUCACUAGACGUUAUAGAAGCCAAACCAAUGUCUACACGGAAGUUGAGACGACGGCCCAAUGACCCAAUUCCCAUACCUGAGAAACGGAGAAAGCCAGCUUCACCUGCUCAGAUCAACUUUUACCUAGAUGACGGUGAUAUCAUGGAUGACCUUCGGAUCAUCAACAAGGUUGGAGGAAAGCCCCUGGGCCGUAAACCCAUUCCCACUAUCGGGCCCAUUGACAUUAUUACAGACGUGAAAAUAGAGGAUGGACGUCUCUAUUACGACAAACGAUGGUUUCACCGUAACCAGCCUGUGUUCGUGGACUGUAAGGACGCUGGGAAAUUCAGUGGGGUCAUCACCGCCAUAGGCACUCAGGAGGUGUGGAUUCGGAAGACAUCGGACAGCAGCAAGAUCAAGAUAUACCUCAACCAGCUCCAGAAAGGAAAGUUUGUCCUGCGGCGUAAACAGACGUGACGUCAGCGCGGAUCUGUUCAUUUGUACAUUCGUCAUUCUCAUUAUAAGGCAGUCAGUGGGUUUUAUGUGUCAUUAUAAAUAAAUGUCUUAAAAUUGUU
Molecule: messenger RNA, 1090 nt
Organism: Mya arenaria
Lineage: Eukaryota; Metazoa; Mollusca; Bivalvia; Myida; Myidae
Product: sin3 histone deacetylase corepressor complex component SDS3-like
Exons: 9
Coding region: 69-992 (307 amino acids)
Biological process (GO): negative regulation of transcription by RNA polymerase II
Cellular component (GO): Sin3-type complex
Molecular function (GO): histone deacetylase binding
Source: RefSeq, a predicted model, not a curated record